AUGCAGUGUGAACAAGUGGAACAGUCUAUUUCCACACAACCAUCUAAAAAGCAGAAGGUGAUGGGUCACCUAAAACAGGGAUCGGAUGCAUCCACAUCCACAGAAGACAAAUCCAAACGUGCUCGCAAGCAGUCUGCUCCGGUUCAAAUUCGGGAGAAGGUGCCUCCGCUGUUUGUAAAAACAACUGAAAUCGGCAUGCUGCGAGAUGAGCUCGCCCGAAUGCAGAUCUACCCUCUGUUUAAGCUCUGCAGUACGGGCAUCAAAAUUAUGUGCUCGUCACUCUUGGAUUACGGCAAAGUCAAACAGGAGUUAACUGCUGGUGAAUUCCAAUUCUAUACACAUGACAUCCCCAGUAGCAAACCCCUGAAAGUGAUCAUUCGAGGUCUCAAUUGCCUGCUGGAAACCGAGCUCAGGAAGGAACUGGAACGCCUUCACCUUCAGCCUCAGCGAAUUUUCACCAUUGUGAGAAAGGACCAAACUGGUGAAUACCGUGACCAGCUGUGCCUGGUGCAUUUUGCAAAGGGUUCCACUACUCUGGCUGCACUUCGUCAAAUUCGUGCCCUCUUCAGUCUCGUCGUUGAGUGGGAAGCAUAUCGUCCACGUCAUCGUGAUGUCACCCAGUGUAUGAAUUGUCUUGGAUUUGGACAUGGUACCAGAAAUUGCAACAUGAACGCCCGCUGCGACAAAUGUGCCGGCAAUCACGUCACCAUGCGAAUCGGACACGGUAGUUAA
This is a messenger RNA of Wyeomyia smithii (pitcher-plant mosquito), 732 nucleotides long. RefSeq lists its product as uncharacterized. The transcript is spliced from 2 exons. Bases 1 to 732 code for a protein of 243 amino acids. Lineage: Eukaryota; Metazoa; Arthropoda; Insecta; Diptera; Culicidae. The record is from RefSeq and is a predicted model, not a curated record.